UUUAUUUUACUCCUCGCCAGCACACCUAAUAUAGAUCAACAGCCUAUCAGUGCAGUAUAUCAACAAUGCGCUGAUUUCUGAAACAUCUUUCUGGAACGGUUGUGACGAUAGCCCGUCAAUGUGUGUGAUAAUUGUUCGACUUGUGUAGCAGCAAUGGCUACUAACUGGAGGUCUCAUCCGCGAUACCAGGGCAAAGACCUUGACGAGUUACCUCAAUGCACCGUAGAGGAACUUGAAGAGAUCAUCACCGGACCGAGCGGAGGAUUCACCAUGCUUCCAAAUGAGGCAUAUCAUGAAGUGUAUCCAAGUAUAUUUCUUGGAGAAGCAUCUGCUGCCAAAAGUCGUCACCUCCUGAAGCGGCUCGGCGUCACCCAUGUCUUGAACGCAGCAAAAGGAAAGGGCCAGUUCUGGGUUGACACUGGUAAAGCCUUUUAUCGGGAGUUCGGCAUGGAGUUCCUGGGGAUUGAAGCCACGGACACGCUGAACUUCAAACUGAAUGAACAUUUUGAUGAAGCGGCUGACUUCAUAGAUAAUGCCAUCAAGUCGAAAGGCAAAGUCAUGGCAAACUGUGUUCAAGGUGUGAGCAGGUCGGCCACGCUGGUGCUGGCCUACCUGAUGUUGAAGUGUAAGAUGACUGCUCAGGAUGCAGUGAGGACUGUCAGGGAUCAGCGGGAGAUAUCACCCAAUGCUGGCUUCUUACAGCAGCUCUGUGAUCUCAAUGAACGUCUCUGGGAGGAAAAUCACUUUGAGAAGGAAAGAGGUGCCUGUGAUGACAGUGUUGACAAGAUUGCUCAAGAUGACAAGGGAAAAUGAGCUACUGUGCAUGAUGCUGAGAGGGAAAGCAGGACUGCUUAACGCCAUAGAGUUAAAGGAACGACUGAAUAUGAUACAAGGAAAGCAGGACUGCUGAAUGUGAGAGAAGGACGUGCUGCAGGCGACUUUAACACGAUCAACAGGACAAUAAGGCAACAAUGUAUCCCAGGGAGACCUAUAGUUGAUAUCCAGAACAGCAACCCAUCAUAGCACUAUACACUGGAGUAAUUACUGGUUAAAAUGAUUUAUUCAUAUUUCAACAUGAGUGAAUGACCGACGCAAAGACCGCCCGUUUUUCUGUACAAGACACAAGCAUGGCAACCGGCAGAUACAUGUCGGAUACCCUCAUUACUGAUAGCUAAUCAUACCCUGCAGAACGUUAGAGGAGAUGUACCUAAUUGCUUUUUCCAAAUACUAUUUGGUGUUUCGUCCUCUUAUAUUGCUCACAACUUUAAUGUUCCUUUCUCGACAUAACUUGUCAAAGUAACAUACAAAUUGAGAUCCAGAAGAACACGUAUUCAACAGCAUAUUUCACGAUCAAGUAAUGUCAUUUACAUUAAACCAAACCAUAGAAAAGUAGUA
Molecule: messenger RNA, 1395 nt
Organism: Lineus longissimus
Lineage: Eukaryota; Metazoa; Nemertea; Pilidiophora; Heteronemertea; Lineidae
Product: dual specificity protein phosphatase 3-like
Exons: 4
Coding region: 154-813 (219 amino acids)
Biological process (GO): negative regulation of MAPK cascade; protein dephosphorylation
Cellular component (GO): cytoplasm
Molecular function (GO): MAP kinase phosphatase activity; protein tyrosine/serine/threonine phosphatase activity
Source: RefSeq, a predicted model, not a curated record